Molecule: messenger RNA, 337 nt
Organism: Drosophila innubila
Lineage: Eukaryota; Metazoa; Arthropoda; Insecta; Diptera; Drosophilidae
Exons: 2
Coding region: 93-248 (51 amino acids)
Source: RefSeq, a predicted model, not a curated record
GAUAUCGAUGUCUUUUCCAUCUCUAAUAGGUGGCCCCACGUCCUCUUUUAACUUUUCAUUAGCGAAUAUUGCAAAAAAGUAAAUAAACUAUCAUGUUUCGUCUGCAACAAUCUCAACCUGACCCUGCGGAGGAGCAGAAGCGAGUGGCAUCUGAGGUGCGAUUCAACUUCAUCAUGUUUGGUGUCCUUGUCGCAGCUAUUCGCGUGGCGCCCAUUGUUCUGCAACAGCUGAAAAACGCGCAGCUUUAAUCCAAGCUCUAAUGGAACUAUAAGGAGGCCGACACAAAUGCAGCACGGAUAAAAAAAUAAAAGAUGCAUUUAUUCCAGCACAAUUUCAA